This is a messenger RNA of Rattus norvegicus (Norway rat), 896 nucleotides long. It is a transcript of the gene Cisd3, whose product is annotated as CDGSH iron sulfur domain 3. The record is from RefSeq and is marked provisional. The transcript is spliced from 4 exons. Gene Ontology annotation, molecular function: 2 iron, 2 sulfur cluster binding. Gene Ontology annotation, cellular component: cytoplasm. Lineage: Eukaryota; Metazoa; Chordata; Mammalia; Rodentia; Muridae. The coding region runs from base 187 to 663 and encodes 158 amino acids.
CCGGCCCAGGGUCAGACUCCACCCCUCGGCCGGCGUCCCCACGGGGCAGUCUUUUUCCGGAGGGAGCGCCAGAGUAGAUGCCUAGAUCCGCAGGGCCUUUUCUUUGACCCUUUUCCCAACCUUUCUUUAAAAAAAAAAAAAAAAUAGCUUCUACGCUCCUUUGGCCUGUGGUCUUUCCCUUCCCUGAUGGGCUUCCGGUGUCUUCCCUUCUCCACUGAUCGUAUCUUUCUGUUUCCAAAUCACAUCUGCCUGUCUGCCUUGACGAAGCUGUGUCAGAGGCGGGAAAUCUCCUCUUGGUUGGCCCGAUGGUUCCCCAAAGAUCCAGCCAAGCCAGUGGUGGCACAGAAAACACCCAUCAGGUUGGAGCUGGUUGCCGGGAAAACCUACAGGUGGUGUGUAUGUGGCCGAAGUAAGAAUCAGUCUUCCCUGUGCCGGAGCCUCUCCCUUUCCUUCUGGAGAACUCUACCCCAUUUCCCCGUGCUGUGUGGUUGGGAUGAGAAACCCAGCUCUGAAGGCUUACUUUGUGGCCUUUGGACAGCCCUUCUGCGAUGGCUCCCACUUCUUCCAGCGCACUGGCCUUUCCCCACUCAAGUUCAAGGCCGAAGAGACACGCACAGUGGCCCUCUGUACCUGCAAGGCCACUCGGCGGCCCCCUUACUGUGAUGGUACCCACAAGAGUGAGCAGGUACAGAAAGCGGAAGUAGGCUCCCCGCUCUGAGGGGUACCGAGACUGCGAGCCUCUUCCAGGCCUCCCUUCCUUGAAGGCAGUGGUGCCACCCACAGAAAGUAACAUCCAAGGACUACAUCUGCUUGUGAGCAGUGGUUCCCUGAGAAACUUGUGCUCUCCUCUUGGGCAGCGGAGAGCAGACCCUGGUAAAGCUGUCAUUAAAUGCUGA